Molecule: messenger RNA, 2663 nt
Organism: Drosophila rhopaloa
Lineage: Eukaryota; Metazoa; Arthropoda; Insecta; Diptera; Drosophilidae
Gene: dsb
Product: lysosome membrane protein 2
Exons: 8
Coding region: 305-2197 (630 amino acids)
Cellular component (GO): cytoplasm; membrane
Molecular function (GO): scavenger receptor activity
Source: RefSeq, a predicted model, not a curated record
GUCAACUUAAAACGACACAUGCUCGCCAGCGGGCGCGAUCGUCAGUAAAUGCGGCUAAAUAAAUCCUCAGAAUUCGACGAGUGUCUGUGCGAAGGAUAAUGCGAGUAUGAGUUCUUGAAAUCGAUUGUUAAACACAACAAAAAACCAAACAUAACAACUCCUAAUUGGCACAAAAUCAAUUAGUUUGCGGCAGUGAAUAUGCAAAAAAUUUAAAGUUGCCCCAGAAAAACCUAUCGAGAAAUUCCCGUAAGAAAAACUUUGGAUUAGCCGUGCAGCUUUUGAUAAUAUUAAAAACACUUGAAUUAUGGGCUUGGAAAAACAUUACCUGCGAUAUGGACGCACCGCUAGAGAUCACCUCCUUGACUGGGCCACCUGUGGGCGUGGUCGACGGCAGCAGCAGCAGCAGCAACAACAUCAACAGCAGCAGCAUCAGCAACUGCAGCAGCAUCCACAGCAGCAACAACAACAACACACACAGCCAUCACAGGGGUCAACUGCCACGGGGCGGAGGUCACGCCCCCAUGUGACCCAUAGAGGAACGCCACUCUCCAUGCUGAUAUCAAAUGGAGUUAGGAUUAGCAAUAAUAGACUAGCUGUGAUAAUUAUUGGGAUAAUUACUUUAAUCUUAGGCAUAAUUUUAUCAUCCAUGCCCUGGCUGGAUUAUUUUAUACUAAAGAACUUAAGGCUGUGGAAUGAUACCCUGAGCUAUCAUUAUUGGCAAAGGCCUGGCGUCAUCCGACUGACCAAGCUCUACAUCUACAAUGUGACCAAUCCAGAUGGCUUCCUCCGAGGCGAGAAGCCCCAUCUGCAAGAAGUCGGUCCUUUUGUCUACAGGGAAGACAUGCAGAAGGUGAAUGUUAAGUUUCACGAGAAUAACUAUACCGUGUCAUAUCAGCAUAAGAAGAUACUGCAAUUUGUUCCUGAACUGAGUAUUGAUAAGGACACGCCCAUAACCACGCCCAAUAUUCCGUUGUUGACCCUCACCAGUCUCAGUCCGAAACUAGGAUAUCUCCUGUCGAAAACCAUUUCCGUCGUGGUAACGGCUGCUCAAUUCAAGCCCUUUAUCAAUGUUACUGCCGAGCAGUUGGCUUUUGGCUACGAUGAUGCCCUGGUAAGCUUAGCCCAUAGGUUUUAUCCGAAGCACAUGAGACCCAUGGAGAAGAUGGGUCUGCUCCUGGGUCGCAAUGGCACCCUCACGGAGGUGUCCUCCGUUAAGACGGGCAUGGACAGCAUGGAUCAGUUUGGCUACAUAGACUCACUCAAUGGAAUGGAUCAUCUGCCACAUUGGAGCGAACCGCCUUGCACAAGUAUAGCUGGAUCGGAGGGAUCCUUCUUUCCGCCGCGGGAACUUACAAAAUCCGAAACGGUUCAUAUCUACGACAAGGAUCUCUGUAGGAUUAUCCCACUCAAAUAUGUGGAGAGCCUGGAGAAGGAUGGCAUUGCGGCGGAUCUGUUUAGGCUGCCCAAUAAUAGCUACGGAGAUUCCGCCCACAAUCCGGAGAACAAGUGCUACGAUUCGAGCGACUAUGAGCCAAUUCAGGGUCUCCAGAACAUCAGUCCAUGUCAAUAUGGUGCCCCCGUUUACAUAUCCAAUCCGCAUUUCUUCGAGUCCCAUCCUGAUCUUCUCAAUUCUGUGGAGGGUCUGAAACCAGAACGAGAGAAGCAUGAAACGUACUUCAAAAUACAACCGAAACUUGGAGUACCGCUGGAGGGCAAAGUGCGGAUACAGCUGAAUCUAAAGGUGACGCGUGCCAAGGACGUCUAUCCAGUGCGUGAUUUUCGAGACUUUGUCUUUCCGGUGAUGUGGCUGGAAGAGGGCAUCUCUGAGCUAACACCCGCCAUUAAGCGCUGGAUUUAUUUGGGCACAGUAAUAGCCCCAAGUGCCGUGCCCAUAGGAUCCUACCUGAUGAUAAUUGGCGGGGCAUUUGCCAUCAUAUUCAGCUUUGUGCGGGCCUACCAGAACUUUGUUUUUGCCCGGGAUCCCACGCUGGAGAUCCUCGAGAUGGGCAGAAGGUCCUUGCGACGCGGCAGUAGCUUCAUAGCCCAUCAGCAGCACAGGUUGCUGGUGCACCAUCGGGAUAGCUACUCCCUGUUGAGACAUGGACCCAUGGCCACCUGUUUGGGGGAAGGAAAUCAGGAGGACUCGCAGCCCAUUAUCGACGAGAGCCUCAGCGCAGGAAUCAGUCAGGAGUCAUAGUUGCAGAUGUAGAUUUAACUAGGUCCUUAAGGAGUGAAUGAUCGAGUCUGAUUGAGCGCGUGCUUGACAAUAAUUAUCUCUAUGUUUAGUUACGUUCUGGCCAAAAUCGUGGCAUAUACUUGACGUUCUUGCCACUGCAUAAGCAUUAUCAUUACUCAGUUUCCACAUCGAAUCAAUCAAUCAUUAUUCAUCUUGCUGCUACCAACGCCAAAACGGGUUUGCUAGUAACUUGUAUCUUGUAGAUAGACGUAUGAAUUUGUACACAUUUUUGUCAAUGGAAUGCUACAAAUAGUUCACUAGUCAAUGAUUACAAUGUGAAAAAUGCAAGCACUCAUUUCUAGUUUUGCUAGCCGUAACUCUUAGUUAGUCGUAGACAUUAACUAUAUUUUAUGUAUUUGUUAAAUAAUGUUUAGGCUGAGGAUGUACGAAAUUAUGUAAUAUAAAAGUGAAUUGCAAAUUUUCUGGA